Molecule: messenger RNA, 4404 nt
Organism: Vidua chalybeata
Lineage: Eukaryota; Metazoa; Chordata; Aves; Passeriformes; Viduidae
Product: alpha-2-macroglobulin-like protein 1
Exons: 35
Coding region: 1-4137 (1378 amino acids)
Cellular component (GO): extracellular region
Molecular function (GO): endopeptidase inhibitor activity
Source: RefSeq, a predicted model, not a curated record
AUGCAAGAAACCAUCCAGAAAAAGAAGACUUUCCUGUGCACUAAAUUCUGGGUUGCCCCUCCAGCUGAUGGCACAGAGGAAGUUGCCACUGUAAAACUGACCAUCACAGGAGACAGGGUCAAUGUUGAGGAGCAGAAAAAGGUCCUGAUCUGCAAGGCCAGGAAUGGCACCAUCAUCCAAACAGACAAGCCCAUCUAUGAACCAGGGCAGACAGUGAAAUUUCGCAUUGUGACUCUGGAUGAGGAAUUCCUUGCACUCAACGAUUCGAUUUCCCUGUUUCUCCUGGACCCUAAGAACAACCAGAUAGAGCAGUGGCAGAACGUGGUCCCUCGUGAUGGCAUUGCAGACCUGUCUUUCCAGCUGAGUGAUGAGCCCCUGCUGGGAACAUACGUCAUCAAUGUCACCAGCGCCAGAGCCUACGGCAGCUUCUCCGUUAAGGAGCGCGUGCUGCCAAAAUUUGAAGUGAUCUUUGAGGCGCCAAAUCAGAUUUAUGCACUAGAGACCACCUUCCCGCUCCGGGUAUGUGGCAGAUACACUCGUGGGAAAAGCAUCCAGGGGAUGGUUCAUGUGAGCAUUUGUCAGAAGAUAGCCCCGUUCCUGCCCAGUGCUUCCAAACCGGAUCUCUGCUACAAAUUCAGCAACCAGACAGAUGAGGCAGGUUGCUUCUUCACCAAUGUGAGCCUGUCCUCCUUCAGCCGAGACUUUCGGUACUAUCGGGACAGCAUAGUUGCAGAGGCCUCGCUGGUGGAGGAUGCCACAGAGAUACAGGUCAAUGCUUCCCACAAAUUACUUAUCUCCAGGAUUGGCGGGAUGGUAUUGUUUGAUGAUGUGAAUUCUUACUACCACACUGGACAGAUGUACAGAGGAAAGAUUAAAGUAAUUGAUUACCAAGGCAAAGCACUGAAGAACAAAGAAGUCCUCCUUGUAGUAAACUGCGCUGAGCAGCAAUUUAGGCAGAAGUACAUCACUGGGGAUUCUGGAACAGCUGUAUUUAGCCUGGACACCUCUGCCUGGAACAGCACCUUGGCCUCCCUGGAGGCAAGUGUCCUGCAUCAAGAUUCAGACAGAGAGCCUGGGACAGUUGACUUGAGUUACCAGCGAGCCUCUUAUUCCAUACAUCCAUUCUACAGCAACAGCAGGAGCUUCCUCUCUAUCAUCCGUGUGCCAGAGACAAUGCCCUGUGGUAAAACGCAAUCUGUCCACGUGGACUUCAGAAUUUAUGAGGAAGACCUGGAACACGGGCCCAAGCGUGUCAUCUUCUCCUACUUUGUCACAGGGAAAAGAGGGAUAGUCCAUGCAGGUCAGCAGACUGUUUGGGUUGGGCUGCCAAGAAUGCUGGAAGGCUCCUUCUCCAUCCCUCUUACAUUCAGCUUGACCUACGCCCCAGCUCCAAGACUUCUUGUUUAUGUCAUCUUCCCUAAUGGAAAAAUCAUUGCUGAUUCUGCCAUCUUCAGUGUCUCCACAUGUUUCAGAAACAAGGUGGAGCUGAACUUCUCAACGCCAGAGACUCUUCCUGGCUCACAGGUUGGCCUCCGCCUGCAGGCAGCUCCUGGCUCCACAUGUGCCGUCUGGGCUGCGGAUCCAAGUGCCUUUUGGAUGAAGCCAGGAAAAGAACUGAGCAGCCACUCGAUCUAUGGGCUGUUCCCAUCUGUUUAUAACUUCAGGUAUCCUCACCAAGUGUCUGAAGAUGAUCGUUCAUGUGGGUUCCCAAAUUCUGAUGAGCCUGAUGUGUUUACGGCAUUCAGGGAAAUGGGGUUGAAAAUUAUGUCCAACACCAAUAUCAAGAAACCCAGAGUAUGUCCAACCACUCCACUGACAACUAUGCUGCAGGAAAGAGGAAUGUCUAUUUCCAGGCCCAUGUUGACAUUUGCCCAGCCCCAUAAAGUGUAUAACAAGCAUCUGACAUCAACCUAUCAGCCCACUAUGUUUCCACCUUUUUAUGCAGCUGAGGAGAAAGCACACAAGCACUUUCACCAAACCUGGUUGUGGGAUUUGUAUUCUGUGGGCCCCAGUGGGAACAAGAGUAUCACUGUCACUGUGCCUGACACCAUCACAGAAUGGAAAGCAGGAAUGUUCUGCACAGGACGGAACGGCUUUGGGUUUGCUCCAGCCUCUCAGUUGAUUGUUUCCAAGCCCUUUCUUGUAGAGCUGCCACUGCCAUCUUCUGUGGUCCAGGGUGAGACCUUCAACUUGAAGGCCACAGUCUUCAACAACCUGCAGCAAUGCAUGAGGAUCCAAGUGACCCUGGAGGAGUCUGCACACUUCCAGCUGAAGCCAUGCAAAGACUGUGUCUACAGCCGCUGCUUGUGUGCUGGGGAAGCCAAGACCUUUCAGUGGAGUGUCACAGCUGAGCAGCUGGGGCUCGUGAACAUCACCCUCAGCACAGAGGCUGUGGACUCCAAAGAGCUCUGUGGUGAGGAGAUACCAUUUGUCCCAAAACAAGGACAGAAAGACGCGAUCACCAAACUCAUUCAAGUCCGGCCAGAGGGAGUGUUGGUAGAAAAGGCUCACAGCUCCAUCCUGUGUCCCGAAAAAGGGAAUCCAGCAGAGGAGUCUGUGUCCCUGGUGUUGCCUCUAAAUGUGGUUGAAGGUUCAGUCAGAGCCACCGUCUCAGUAACUGGGGACCUCAUGGGGAUGGCACUGCAGAACCUGGAUCACCUGGUGCAGCUGCCCCACGGCUGUGGGGAGCAGAACAUGGUGCUGUUUGCCCCCGUUGUCUAUGUGCUGCAGUACCUGGAGAAGACGAGGCAGCUGAGCCCUGAGAUCAAGGACAGGGCAACAGGAUUCCUGCGCAAUGGGUACCAGAUACAGCUGCAGUAUCAGCACCCUGAUGGCUCCUACAGUGAAUUUGGUACCAAGGAUGAGUAUGGUAAUACUUGGCUGACUGCAUUUGUGGUUAAAUGCUUUGUCCAAGCCAAGCCAUACAUUUACCUGGACAACCAGAUUAUCCAAGCUGCUCUCACUUGGCUGGAAUUCCAUCAGCUUCCCAGUGGUUGCUUCAAAAACGUGGGACAACUUUUCCACACAUUCAUGAAGGGAGGUGUAGAUGGGGAAGUCCCCUUGGCUGCCUACAUCACUGCUGCAUACUUGGAGGCAGGAGCAACACCAGAGAGCACGGUGGUGCGCAGGGCUCUGGGCUGCAUCGCUCCUGCCCUCCCCAAGGCUGCCAGCACUUACACCCAGGCCCUGCUGGCCUACACCUUUGCCCUGGCUAAAGACUCUCAGCGCACACAAGAGCUCCUCGAUGUGCUUGGCCGAAAGGCGAUCAGAGCAGAUGGGCAGAUCCACUGGAGUCAGACGUCUUCCAAGCCCAGAACCAGUACCAGCCCUUGGUCACAACCAGUGUCUGUGGAUGUGGAGCUGACAGCCUACGUCCUCCUGGCCCUGCUCUCCAAGCCAAAUGUCACAGAGUCUGACCUUACCAUGGCCUCUGGCAUUGUGGCCUGGCUCACCAGGCAGCAGAAUGCCUAUGGAGGCUUUGCCUCAACACAGGACACAGUAGUGGCUUUGCAGGCAUUGGCUAAGUAUGCAGCACUGACACACAGCACACAGGGGGAUGCAGAGGUGAGGGUGAGGUCCCAUGGAGGCUUUGGGAAGAAGUUCCAAGUCUCCUACCAGAACCGGCUGCUGGUGCAGGAGGCGGCACUGACAGAGGUCCCGGGCAAGUUCUUGGUGCAGGCCCAUGGCAGCUGUUGUGUCUUUACUCGGAUGGUGCUGAGGUACAACACGCCCUCCCCACAAGACUCAACAUCCUUUGCCUUGCAAGUGAAAACUGAGCCAGUCAAUUGCACCAAGGACAAUACACGCUCUGUUACUGUCCAUGUUGAUGUCAGGUACAAUGGGAAGAAAUCCACUUCCAACAUGGUGAUUCUGGAGGUGUCCUUACUGACUGGAUUUGCCCUGGCUCCAGAAUCCGGGGUGUCUCUGCAGCAUGGACACUUAGUGAGAAGAACUGAGAAAACACAAGGAGGUGUUGCCAUCUACUUGGACAAGCUGAGCCAUAUCUCUGACACAUAUGUCCUGCAUCUGGAGCAGGAGAUUGAGGUGACCAACCUGAAGCCAGGCCAUGUCAGGGUCUAUGAUUACUACAACCCAGAGGAGCAGGCCCUGGCUGACUAUAAUGUCUUCUGCAUCUGAGGGACUUGGACUGCUUCCUUACUGUCCACUGCUUCAGCUCAUGGGGAUCCCACUAGUGCAAGAUGCCUUAGGACAGUGGGGCUGCUGCAUUAUUGUUCCUGGUAUAAUGAGACACCUGGAAAGUCACAUCUCAGGCUUGGGAUUUUGGUGCUGGGACACAUCUCAGGUUGGAUUUCAGGACUAGCUCCAGCCUAACCUAUGCUGCUUAUCCUGACAGCCAUUACCUGGUGAAUUUUUUGGGGUGUCUGAUUAAUUCUGAUUGUUUUA